Malania oleifera is the source of this 1801-nucleotide messenger RNA. Its product is annotated as zinc finger protein CONSTANS-LIKE 15. NCBI's taxonomy places the organism in Eukaryota, Viridiplantae, Streptophyta, Magnoliopsida, Santalales, Ximeniaceae. The transcript has 4 exons. The coding region runs from base 260 to 1705 and encodes 481 amino acids. Gene Ontology annotation, molecular function: zinc ion binding; protein binding. The record is from RefSeq and is a predicted model, not a curated record.
GUCAUGCAUUCAAUUUGUGUUUAAUAUUCAAAAGGUUGAAAGUGUCCCUGUACUGCUCUGAAGAGUUGUUUUUCCUCUUUCACUCUCUUCAAGUUUCAGACCAGAGAAGUGACAGACCACGCUCUUGCCCUCUCUCGCUCCCAAAACCUCACGUCCUCUCUUCCCUGUCCUACUGUCGUAGCUAGGGUUCUUAAUCUAAUUCCCAGAGGGCUUAGAGUUUCUUCCCGAAGUUGAAACAGAGAAGGCUAGUUCCGUCGCCAUGGCCACCCUCAGUCCCAAGUCCGCACACGGCAAGACCCUUCCCUGCGAUUUUUGCAGCGACCAGGUUGCGGUUCUCUACUGCCGAGCUGAUUCCGCCAAGCUCUGCUUGUUCUGCGACCAGCACGUGCACUCCGCCAACGCCCUCUCCCGGAAGCACCUUCGGUCGCAGAUCUGCGACAACUGUGGCUCCGAGCCGGUCUCCGUCCGGUGCGCCACCGACAACCUCGUGCUAUGCCAGGAGUGCGACUGGGACGCCCACGGCAGCUGCUCCGUCUCUGCCGCGCAUGACCGGACCUCCGUCGAGGGCUUCUCCGGCUGCCCGUCGCCCUCCGAGCUCGCCGACCUCUGGGGACUCGAUCUCGAAGACAAGAAAUCUCAGAGUAAUAACAUCAUCCAGGCGACGGCUCCGCCGAAUUGGGCUUCUCAGGACAUCGAUUCCUGGGUGUGCAGGUCCGCGGGGGCGAUUCAGGACUUUAUGGUGCCGAAUGAGAGCGCGACGGUUUAUUCGAGUGAGAUUGGGGGGGUUUUGAAGAGACACGGUGCGGGAUGCGGGAAGCAGAAGCAGGUGAUACUGAAGCAGCUGGUGGAGCUGUUCAAGAGGGGUUUGGUGGGUGAAGAUGGCGGCGGCGGCGGAAGUUCGGUGCCUGGGACUCCGAAUCAGAGUGUUUGGAAGAGGAAUGCGGUGGAAGAGUCAUUUGGUUUGGGAAAUUCGGGCGAUGGGGAUGAGGUAAUGCAGCAGCAAGCGCCGUUCAUGUCUUUGCUUAUGUUGCCAACCCAUGUGGAUUCGAAAGAGGAUGGUGGCAUCGCUGAAGCGGACGUAUUGUGGGACAGAGACAAGAAGCCGAGUGAUCAGCCUCCCAGUCUGAUAUGGGAUUUCUAUUUAGGACAGUCGAGAUGUCAUGAAGAAUCUGAUCCAUUGAAAGUUGGAUAUGAUGCCGGGGAUGCAGGAUUCAUGAUCAAGAAUUAUAGUGAACUUAUCAAAGAGGCAUCCUCACCAACUUCAAAAGCACUACGAGAAAUAUAUGAGAUGAAUUACUCCAUGGCCCAUGAGGAUUUUGCAUCAUUUAAUAAUAACUUGAACCACCCAACAUUGAGCCAGGGACCAGCCACAUCUGAGAGCAACAACGAGCCCACAGCAAGGCCAUCAGUGGGUUCUUCCCUCAGUAAACCUAAAGGCUAUGGCAGCUCAAAAAAUGUUCUGUUCAUAGAUCAGUCUGCUCAGGCGACUGGUGAAAAUGCUAUGACAGCAGUAACGACGAAGGCCGAUAUGGAGCUUAUGGCACAGAAAAGAGGCAGCGCGAUGCUACGUUACAGGGAAAAGAAAAAAACUCGACGAUAUGAGAAACACAUUCGGUACGAGUCGAGGAAGGCAAGAGCUGAUACCAGGAAGCGAGUGAAAGGUCGCUUUGUGAAGGCUUGUGAGGCUCCAGAUGGUUUGUGCUGACUGCUGAGAUAACCUUCAAUUCUUGAUCUUGCUUUAUCUGCCUGUAUAUAUUUCUUACAUGUCUCCACGUUGAAUUUAUAAUUUGAUUAGCCCUAA